GCGUCACUAGUAGGCGCCGUCGCCGCUACAGUCUCGAAGCGGCCCCGAGGAGCCACUUUUUCCCGUGAGUGGCCAUGAGUAAGCGGAACCAGGUGUCGUACGUGCAGCCAGCCGAGCCGGCGUUCCUGGCCCGCUUCAAAGAGCAGGUCGGCUACAGGGAAGGGCCCACCGUAGAGACCAAGAGAAUCCAGCCCCAGCUCCCAGAUGAAGAUGGUGAUCACAGUGACAAAGAAGAUGAACAGCCCCAAGUGGUGAUUUUAAAAAAGGGAGACCUGUCAGCUGAAGAAGUCAUGAAAAUUAAAGCAGAAAUAAAAGCUGCCAAAGCAGAUGAAGAACCAGCUUCCACUGAUGGAAGAAUCAUGUAUCGAAAACCAGUCAAGCGUUCCCCAGAUGAAAAAUAUUCAGGUUUAAGAGCAAGCUCAAAAAAGAAGAAGGCAAAUGAAGAUGAAAUAAAUACACAGGACUUAGUUAAAAAGAACUCACAAAAGCAAAUCAAAAACAGUAGUCUCCUUUCGUUUGAUAGUGGAGAUGAAAAUUAGUUAAGUGUAAACAUUUUGGACUUAGUCUUUAAGAGUAUAUGGGGUGUUUUUAAAAAUAAUAUUUUUUUCUAUUAUAAAGAUACUACAAAUUCAUUAUAAAAAACACACAAAAAAAUUUAGUAAGAUAAAAACUAUAUCCAUCCCUCAAUACACCUUUGACUUAAAAUGCUAACUCUAUAGACGUUAACUAUUAACAUGUUAUUUCCCAUGUGGGCGUGAUGUAUGUAAAUUAUAUUUUUUAAACAAAAUUGAGAUUGUAUUAUGUAUGUUCUCUUACCGCUUCUCACUUGACAUUAGAUUGUGAGCAUUUUUCCAGGUCGAUAAAAUUAAAAAACCUGACAUUAAUAGCUACAGAGGAUUUUGUAAUUAAACAGAUGCCCGUUGUACUUCAUUAGGAACCCACUUUGGGUGGGGAAGAUGAUCAUAUGCAUAGUUAUGAAUACUUCCCCAGCUCCUGCUAAGGGUAGUUGUAUGACAUCUCUGGCAAGUUAUGAGAUACAAGUGGGUCUUGUAUAAGUAAGGAUCUAAUGCAAGUGAUCUUGACACAAGUUAGAAUCUAAUGUAAACGCUUUAGUAAUAACUCUAAAAAAAGAGCAAUACAAGUGGAAGUCUGCUUAAUAAAGCUACUAGGUUUGUU
This is a messenger RNA of Hipposideros armiger (great roundleaf bat), 1176 nucleotides long. Its product is annotated as KIAA1143 ortholog. The record is from RefSeq and is a predicted model, not a curated record. The coding region runs from base 75 to 539 and encodes 154 amino acids. Lineage: Eukaryota; Metazoa; Chordata; Mammalia; Chiroptera; Hipposideridae. The transcript has 3 exons.